This is a messenger RNA of Bombyx mandarina (wild silkworm), 1534 nucleotides long. RefSeq lists its product as uncharacterized. The record is from RefSeq and is a predicted model, not a curated record. NCBI's taxonomy places the organism in Eukaryota, Metazoa, Arthropoda, Insecta, Lepidoptera, Bombycidae.
GUCAAGCAGUAUUACAAAGAGAGGCAUACUAUCUGAUAUUCAAAGACUUUUUGACCCACUGGGAUGGAUCGCCCCUAGCUUAAUUUUGGCUAAGAUACUCAUACAAAGGCUAUGGCUAGAACCGAUUGGCUGGGAUGACGAGAUUAACCAAUCGCUGUUACACGAUUGGCUGACAAUUAGAGAAGACUUUGAACAUGUAAAAGAGAUGGGUAUUCCAAGAUGGCUAAACACAGUAAGCACACAGAUGGAAAACAUCGAGGUUCAUGGUUUCAGCGAUGCUUCCAUGAAAGCUUAUGCCGCGGUAGCUUACAUUCGUGUGAAGAGGAAAGAUGGUUCAGUAUUCACCAAUCUAUUAGCUGCUCGUACUAGAGUGGCACCACUCCGUACCGUGUCUCUACCACGCCUGGAGUUAUGUGGGGCGCUGUUAUUAGCAAGGCUAGUUAAGCAAAUAGAAAAUGCAAUGCGUAUACCUACUUCUAACAUCUAUGCAUGGACAGACUCAUCAAUUGUUCUUGCAUGGCUAUCUGGUGAUCCUCAUAGAUGGAAGACAUUCGUGGCGAACCGGGUCGUAGAAAUUGUAGAGAAUGUAAACACACACCGAUGGUUCCAUGUAGCUUCGGAAGAGAAUCCUGCAGACAUCGGGUCGCGAGGCAUGCUGCUGGCGGACUUGAAACAGAAAGAGUUGUGGUGGACAGGGCCCAAGUGGUUAUGCAAAAAAGAAAUAAUAUACAGUAAGCCAGGAAUAACGGAAACAGAAUUAGAAAUGAAACCAAUAAAAUUAAAUACUUACCACAAUGCAGAAGAAUUAAAACCAUUAACCGCUCGGUUUGAAGAUUUUGAUACGUUACCAGAAUUACUAAAAACUAUUAUUUACUGUAAAAGAUUUUUAAGAUACAAAAGUAAUUUAAGUACGAACAAGGAAAUAACUACACAAGAAUUAGAAGAGGCGCUUAUCACAUGCAUUAAGUUAGUACAACAAGAAUUCAAAGAAGAAAGAGAUCGGCUAAGAGAUAAGAAACAAGUUAGAAAAAAAAAGUAAAUUACGAUCGCUAAACCCAUACCUGGAUGAGAAUCAUAUCCUCAGGGUGGGCGGUCGCCUUAAACAUACUAACUUACCUGAUGACCGAAAACACCCAAUUAUUCUUGGAAAUAAGAACACCCUAGUACACUUGAUCGUUGCUGACGCCCAUAUCAAGACACUACAUGGAGGGGUUCAGUUAAUGCUAUGUUAUCUCAGAUCAAAAUAUUGGAUCCUAAGGGCAAAAUCAAUAACAAAAUUAUGUCGUUUGCCGAUUCUCUACCAAUGUCACUGUAGCAAUAUUAUACUAAGUCGCAAGUUAAGCAUAUUGUAUUAUGAUGUCUAGUAUUUAAGCAACCUUUAUUUCGUUUUGUAAAAUAUUGUUUUGAAGUCACCUUGACGUUGUAAUUAGUGCAAUAGAUUUAGAAAGAACUUAGUAGUCCUUUGGUGGGCGGUAUGUUGUUACUAACCUUAUACUCUUUGCUAAUUACGAUAUUUUUACUUGUCAAAAUUUAA